Rhodamnia argentea is the source of this 1363-nucleotide messenger RNA. RefSeq names its product 29 kDa ribonucleoprotein A, chloroplastic. The transcript has 4 exons. The coding region runs from base 123 to 995 and encodes 290 amino acids. Gene Ontology annotation, molecular function: mRNA binding. The record is from RefSeq and is a predicted model, not a curated record. NCBI's taxonomy places the organism in Eukaryota, Viridiplantae, Streptophyta, Magnoliopsida, Myrtales, Myrtaceae. Gene Ontology annotation, cellular component: cytosol.
UUCCGACCCGCAGAAAUAAACCAGUGAACGAAUCGACUCGCCGCCGACGAUGACUCGGCUUUCACCCGCAAAUAUCUCUCAGCCCACUUCUUAUCCUCUUUCUUCUCUCGAAACCGUUGGCAAUGGCGACCCUCGAAACCGCGCUCUCCAUCUUCUCGGGACCAUCAUCUCCUCUCCACUCUCGCUCCCCUGCACCCACCAAACCACCGACCUCCCUCAAGCUUCAGUUUUCUCCCGCGACUUCACCUUCACCCUCGUCGAGUUCGCCUUGUGCUCGGCUUCUUCACGUACCUCACGACAAGCGAACCGGUAAACCAUGCCUCGACCUGUGCUUCGCGGUCCAAGAAAUAACCGCGGAGACCGAGGCCGACGAGAAUACCCGGGAGCAGAACAUAAAGAAGAAGCUUUACGUGGUCAAUUUGCCCUGGUCUCUCUCCGUCGACGACAUCAAGAAACUGUUUGGCCAGUGUGGCACUGCCAAAGACGUCGAGAUUAUAAAGCAGAAGGAUGGGAAAAGCAGAGGCUAUGCUUUUGUGACAAUGUCUUCAGGGGAAGAAGCUCAGGCUGUCGUUGACAAAUUCGAUUCAUUUGAAGUCUCUGGGAGGAUUAUCAGAGUAGAGUUUGCAAAGAGAUUUAGGAGACCUCCUCCUCCACCUCCCCCUUCCGCUCCCCCCGCUAAGGAGACUCGUCACAAGCUUUAUGUGUCUAAUCUAGCUUGGAAAGUUAGAUCGACCCAUCUUCGAGAAUUUUUUUCAGAGAACUUUAAACCUGUGUCGAGUAGAGUGGUUUUCGAAAGCCCUUCCGGUAGAUCUGCCGGGUACGGAUUUGUGUCGUUUGCCACGAGGGAGGAAGCGGAGGCAGCAAUUUCUGCAUUGGAUGGAAAGGAAUUGAUGGGUCGUCCACUUCGUCUAAAAUUUAGCGAAAGGAAUCCUGCCGAAUCUGAAAGUGGAAAUGAAGGGGAGGGAACUUCCGAGGGUCAGCCUGACAACUCAUGACCUGCUUUGCGGAUCUGAAGUUCAAAAAUCAAGAGUAUUAACGUGCAAGCAUCGUUUUAUUUACAUCUCUUGCGAAAACAGCACAGAAUUUCCUUGCUUUGUGCGUUUUAUAGACUCAUCAUUUUUUGUAUGGAAAUGUUGCUUAGAGAAGUUGUGAUUCUUUAUAUAUGUAUGUUCCGCUUACUUUAACAACUUAAGCUGGGAUCAGGGCAGUGCAACUUGCCCUAGUUUAGAGUGAACUCGUCUGUAAAUCACAUGAAUUUUGGUUCUUAGAUGUAAGGAUACCCCGUAUGCCGAAACCUGGCUAUCUUUUUAGUCAGAUUGUAGAUUUGUCCGCAAUUUUAACAUUCUAAUGGAAUCAUCUUUGC